CUUCAUUCCAAUCUGCCAUUGCCGUUCCGGGUUGUUUAGAUCCCCAUUCAAUCCCCCUGUCGCCAUCCCUCGCAGACCACCGCCACAUUCUAGUCGUGAAAUUACCAUCACCAUCAAAGACAACAAUCAUGGUACGUGGUCGCCUCCCAUUGCCUCGCUGUCAGUCGAAUGUAUCAUUAUCCCGUGGUGGCGGAUGAGGAAUUGUCCGGAAAGCUUCACGAUUUAGAGGCCCUGCGUUGGAUCCCUGUUUGUUGAUUGUUGUUGUCAUGUUCGGGAAUAACGUGUGCGGUUGGAUCCAUUGAAUUCCGGCCCCUCGUCUGCCCGUCCAAUCCCUCGUUUCCAUGGUUCACUAGUACUUGCUGCUCGUUCGUCAUCGGCCCUUCAUUCCCGUCCUCGUGCCAUUCUCAUCUUGUCUUUAAUCUCAUCUCUUUGCCCCGAAUUUGUGUGCUUCUGCCCCUUUUCAAGAUGUCUCGCUCACCUGAAUAUCACCACGACCAGGCCUCGACCAACUACAAGGAAGCCUUCUCGCUCUUCGAUAAGCGCGGUACCGGAAAGGUCGCGAUCGAGUCGCUGGGCGAUCUGCUGCGGGCAUGUGGUCAGAAUCCCACUUUGGCGGAGAUCGCGGAUCUGGAGAAGAGUAUCGGUGGAGACUUUGACUUUGAGUCGUUCCUGAAGGUCCUCAACCGCCCGGGAGGCUUCCGUGACCCCGGCGAGCCCGACGAAUACUGCCGCGGUUUUCAGGUGUUCGACAAGGAUCUGACCGGUUUUAUCGGAGUGGGACAGCUUCGUUACAUCUUGACGAAUCUCGGCGAGAAGAUGUCGGAUGAGGAGGUUGACGAGCUUCUCAAGGCAGUUGAUACCAGCUCCGGCGAGAUCAACUACACCGACCUCGUUCGCACCAUCCUGGCCAACUAAACGACACACGAUACCCUCCUGACGUUCCUGAUGAUUUCUGUUACGACGCGAUCCUCCUACCAGCCGUGUUGGAGUUGUUUGCUUGAGCAUAGUUUAGUUAUAGUGCAUUGUAUAUGGGUUACUGCUCGAUUCAGCCUCGGAUAAACAUAAAUGGUACAUGGUACAUGGUAUAAGGAUAUAGUACACGCAAACUUUCUGCCCCAACUCAAGUAUACCCAUAAAUGAAAUAACCUGAUAA
Messenger RNA from Aspergillus sclerotioniger CBS 115572, 1153 nucleotides. Its product is annotated as putative cytokinesis EF-hand protein Cdc4. Gene Ontology annotation, cellular component: myosin II complex. The transcript has 4 exons. The coding region runs from base 466 to 915 and encodes 149 amino acids. NCBI's taxonomy places the organism in Eukaryota, Fungi, Ascomycota, Eurotiomycetes, Eurotiales, Aspergillaceae. The record is from RefSeq and is a predicted model, not a curated record. Gene Ontology annotation, molecular function: calcium ion binding. Gene Ontology annotation, biological process: mitotic actomyosin contractile ring assembly.